CCGGAAGACUUGGAAGUAGAGAGGAGUCGGCGCAGAAUGGCAUUGUUGUGCUGAGGAGCGAGGAUUCCCGUUCUCCCCUUGAAGCCCCGGUCACAGGCAGCUAGUGAUGGGGCGGUGUGAAUCCCGGAUGUAGGACAGGCCGGAGCAUAGUCUGCGUCUUCUCCCGGUGCCCUUUUGUGGCACCUGAGAUGUAGAAGGAUUCCAGAACCUCCUGCUCGUCCUUUCACCAUACCGUGAAGAUAUUUUAGGGUUGACACGAUGAAUCGCCCGAAGGCAACUGCCGUGCGUCGGCCCAGCGCUGCAGGGAAAUCCUCAGGUCAUCCUCCUCCAGGGGAUUUCAUUGCUUUAGGCAACAAGGGGCAAGCCAGUGACUCCAAAGCCCCCACCAAUCUUCUUAAGCCACCCGCUCCUGGAUUGACCUCUGAAAGGAAGCGUGAGGCCUCAUCUGCCUUAGCCAGCACUUCGGCGCUGACUCAACUCACAAAACGCCCUAAGCUUUCUUCCACCCCCCCUCUGAGUGCAUUGGGACGACUGGCUGAAGCUGCCGUAGCUGAGAAGAGGGCCAUCUCUCCAUCCAUCAAGGAGCCGUCUGUUGUCCCAAUUGAAGUUGCCCCGGCUUCACUGCUGGAUGACGUUGAAGCUUCGGAGCAAGAUGGAAACGAUGACAGAAUUGAAGGAGUGCUCUGUGGAGCCGUAAAGCAGAUGAAGAUGAACCGUGCAAAGCCCGACCCCACGUUGUACCUGAGUCUGAUGUUUUUGGCAAAAAUGAAACCGAACAUCUUUGCAACCGAGGGUGUCAUUGAGGCCCUGUGCAGCUUGCUGCGAAGAGACGCCUCCAUAAAUUUUAAAGCCAAAGGAAACAGCCUGGUGUCCGUGUUAGCCUGCAACCUGCUUAUGGCAGCUUAUGAAGAGGAUGAAAACUGGCCAGAAAUCUUUGUUAAGGUGUAUAUCGAGGACUCUUUAGGAGAGAGGAUUUGGGUGGACAGCCCUCAUUGUAAAACCUUUGUUGAUAACAUCCAGACUGCGUUCUGCACAAAAAUGCCCCCAAAAAACAUGGCACUACAAGGAGAAGCUGGUCGUGUAGCCGGGGACCUGAGCGCUGGCAACAGUCCUCACCCGUCUAUGGCAGAGGAGGAGGACAGUCAAUCAGAGCUGCUCAUCGCAGAGGAAAAAAUGAGCCCAGAGCAAGAGGGACAGUUAAUGCCUCGGUAUGAAGAGUUGGCAGAGGGUGUGGAGGAGUAUGUCCUAGAUAUGCUAAGAGAUCAGCUCAAUCGCCGACAGCCCAUGGAUAAUGUCUCUAGAAAUCUCCUCCGCCUGCUCACUGCUACUUGUGGAUAUAAAGAGGUGCGACUAAUGGCGGUGCAAAGACUGGAGAUGUGGCUGCAGAACCCAAAGCUGACUCGGCCUGCCCAGGACCUGCUGAUGUCCGUCUGCAUGAACUGUAACACACAUGGCUCCGAGGACAUGGAAGUCAUUUCUAACCUGAUCAAAAUCCGACUUAAGCCCAAGGUUCUCCUCAAUCAUUACAUGCUGUCUGUGCGGGAGCUUCUGAACGCUCACAGAGACAAUCUCGGAACAAUGGUGAAGUUUGUGAUUUUUAACGAACUCUCGAAUGCCAGAAACCCAAACAACAUGCAAAUCUUGUACACUGUGCUGCAGCACAGCUCCGAGCAGGCACCAAAGUUUUUAGCUAUGGUUUUCCAAGACUUGCUCACCAAUAAAGAGGACUAUCUCCGGGCCUCACGUGCCCUGCUUCGAGAGAUAAUCAAGCAGACGAAACACGAGAUCAAUUUCCAAGCCUUCUGCCUGGGACUCAUGCAAGAGAGGAAGGAGGCUCUGUACACGGAAAUGGAGUUUAAGGAACGCUUUGUGAGCCAUAUAACUGAUCUGCUCGCGGUGUCCAUGAUGUUGGGGAUUACCGUUCAGGUCAAAGAAGCCGGUGUAGCAUGGGACAAAGGAGAGAAAAAGAGUUUGGAGGUCCUACGUUCAUUUCAGAACCAGAUUGCAGCAAUUCAGCGGGAUUCAGUGUGGUGGCUUCACACAGUGGUGCCGUCUAUCAGCAAGCUCUCUCCUAAAGAAUACGUGCACUGCUUGCACAAAGUUCUGUUCACUGAACAACCGGAAACUUACUACAAAUGGGACAACUGGCCACCAGAAAGUGACCGCAACUUCUUCCUUCGUCUCUGCUCUGAAGUGCCCCUGUUAGAAGACACCUUGAUGCGUAUCCUGGUCAUCGGUCUGUCACGUGAUCUCCCUCUUGGUCCAGCUGACGCCAUGGAGCUUGCUGAUCACCUGGUGAAAAGGGCAGCAGCUGUGCAGGCCAAUGACUUUGACGUCCUCAAAAUAGAAAGGAUUCAGCUCCUUGAUGCCGUAUUAAAUCUCUGCACCUACCACCAUCCAGAAAACAUCCAGCUUCCUCAAGGGUAUCAACCUCCUAAUUUAGCCAUUUCAACACUGUACUGGAAGGCCUGGCCACUUUUGCUUGUUGUUGCUGCCUUUAACCCUGACAAUAUUGGCUUGGCGGCAUGGGAUGAAUAUCCAACUUUAAAGAUGCUUAUGGAGAUGGUUAUGACAAACAAUUACUCUUUUCCACCGUGCACCGUCACAGAUGAAGAAACCAGGACGGAGAUCAUAAACCGAGAACUUCAAAUUUCUCAAAGGGAGAGGCAGGAAAUUCUGGCCUUUGAGAGUCACCUGGCAGCGGCUUCCACCAAGCAAACCAUAACCGAGAGUAACAGUCUGCUCCUGUCACAGCUAACCAGCUUGGAUCCACAAGGGCCGCCGCGUCGGCCACCCCCUAGUGCCAUCGAGCAGCUCAAAUCCUUGAACCAGUCAUUACGCCUCGGUCACUUGCUUUGUCGUAGCCGCAAUCCUGACUUUCUUCUGAAUAUCAUCCAAAGACAGGCAUCAUCGCAGUCUAUGCCCUGGUUGGCAGAUUUGGUGCAGUCUAGUGAAGGGUCCUUGGAUGUGCUGCCUGUACAGUGCCUCUGUGAAUUCCUCUUACACGAUGCUGCUGAUGAACAGGGGGAAGACGAUGAAGAGAAUGAGAGCAAAGAACAGAGAGCCAAGAAACAACAGAGGCAGCAGAAACAGAGGCAGCUCCUUAGCCGGCUUCAGGAUUUGCUUCUCGGACCAAAAGCUGAUGAGCAAACGACAUGUGAAGUGUUAGAUUAUUUCCUGCGACGCCUCAGCUCCCCGCAGGUCUCUUCACGCGUCCUGGCUAUGAAGGGUCUGUCCAUGGUGCUAACAUCCAGAGAUCUUCAGGACGGAGAGGAGAAGGAUCAGUCAAUGGAUGAUGUUUCUUCUGACUCUGAGCUGAUUCCUGGGUAUCAGUGGCUGCUUAGAGACUUACCUAAACUGCCGCUGUUUGGCAGUGUCAAGGGAACUACAGCUGUGGCAUUACAGCAGGCUAUCCAUAUGGAGACUGACCUAAGAACCAUCAGCGCUUAUCUUGUCUACCUCUCCCAGUAUGCACCAGUUGAAGAUCAAGGACAACAUAAUGAACUUGCACUGGAUGUGGCUCGUCUGACAGUGGAACGCUCCACAAUAAUGGGUCACCUUUUCUCCAAGCUGUCUUACUGCCCAGAAUCCAAUGCUGUUCUGUCCGCCCUCCUUUCCAUUUUCUCACGCUACGUCAAACGUAUGCGAAAAAGCAAAGAAGGAGAUGAAGUGUAUAGCUGGUCUGAAUCACAGGAUCAGGUUUUCUUACGUUGGAUCACUGGGGAGACUGCUACAAUGCAUAUUCUGGUUGUCCACGCCAUGGUCAUUCUGCUGACCCUCGGCCCUCCUCGUGGCCCUAGUGACUUCUUUGCCUUGUUGGACAUUUGGUUUCCUGAGAAGAAACCUCUCCCUACAGCAUUCUUGGUGGACACUUCAGAAGAAGCGUUAUUGCUUCCUGACUGGCUAAAACUCCGGAUGAUUCGUUCAGAGGUUCCUCGUCUUGUGGAUGCCGCAUUGCAGGAUUUGGAGCCGCAGCAGUUGUUGCUUUUCGUCCAGUCUUUUGGUAUCCCGGUGUCCAGUAUGAGCAAGCUCCUGCAGUAUCUGGACCAGGCGGUGUCCCAUGAACCUCAGUCGCUGGAGCAGAACAUCAUGGAUAAGAAUUACAUGGCGCAUUUGGUGGAGGUUCAGCAUGAGAGAGGUGCAACUGGGGGGCAAACUUUUCAUAGUCUGCUGACUGCUUCAAUACCACCUAGAAGAGAUAGCGCAGACGUAAUAAAACGUAAACCCAGCACUGAAGUCCCUCAAGGACAGGUGCGACCCAGAGGUCUCACACAGAUCCCCGUGCUCGGACCAGAAGAUGACUUAGCCGGAAUGUUUCUGCAGCUUUUUCCUCUUAAUCCGGACCCAAGAUGGCAGAACUCCAAUCCAAGGCCUAUAUCCCUUGCUCUGCAGCAAGCGCUAGGUCAGGAGCUGGCUCGUAUCCGGCAGGGCAUCACUCAGCUGUCCGGUAUUGCCGUGCGUUUGCUGCAGGCUGUGGCAGCCCUGCUCAGCUCUCCUCACAGCGGUGCCCUGGUUUUGGCUAUGCACAGGAAUCAUUUCAUCUCUUGCCCACUUAUGAGGCAACUCUUUCAAUAUCAGCGCUGUGUGCCCCAGGAUACGGCCUUCUCGUCGCUCUUCUUUAAAGUGCUCAUGCAGAUGUUGCAGUGGCUGGACAGUCCUGGUGUGGAAGACGGGCCCCUAAAGGCUCAGCUCAAGUCAUUCGCUACACAGUAUUCGUCAAAGCACCGCAUCAGCGACGUGCGCGGCGGGUUUUUGCAUUUGGCAGAAGCAUUGGCAUUUUGUCGGGAACCAGACGUGAUCAAUUCCACCGUAUGUGCCAUCAUUACUACCCUGAAAUCUGGAGAUAAAUGCAACGUGGAACCUGAGCUGAUCGGCAAAGUUCUCCAGGGACUGAUCGAAGCAAAAUCUCCCUAUUUGGAAGAGUUUCUGUCCGUCCUGCUGUCAGUAACAAUAGAAACCACAUCGCGGUUCACUGCCACCGGCCCCGUAGCUGUGGUGAGCUCUCUACUACUGCAGGAGCAGGAAGAGACACCAGGAAAGAAGGGAAGUGAAAACUGCAGCUCUGAGGGAUCUCGUGCCAAACCCUCUUCUGGUCUUCUCAUUGACUGGCUGGAUCUUCUGGAUCCUGAAGUGAUCAGCAGUCGUCCUGACCUGCAGCAGCAGCUGCUAUUUUCAUGGAACAAGGUGAAGUCUCCCUCGGGCUCACAGUCUCUUUCCUUCCGACCCUACCUUCUGGCUCUUCUAACCCAUCAGUCUAACUGGAGCACUUUACACCAGUGCAUUAGCAUCCUGCUGAGCAAGCAUCGAGAACAGAGGUUUGAUCCAUCUGCCUCUCUGGACUUCCUAUGGGCUUGUGUUCAUAUCCCACGUAUAUGGCAAGGAAGAGACCAGCGCACUCCGCAGAAGGGUCGUGAGGAGUUUGUGCUGCAGCUUAAAGCCUCAGAGCUCAUUUGCCUUGUGGACCUUAUUAUAACCGAGUCAGAAACCAGGAGCCAGGGGUCCGAGGGAGCCUCCUGCCCGCUGAUCCAGUCUCGCCUGCCGCUACUAAUUAACUGUUGCCAUGGGAACCAGGAGAGCAUCAGGAAGGUUAUGGAACAUUUAACAAACUGCAUAAAACGCUGGGGAAACAGUUCUUUGGGGAAGCAUUGCCGAGACUUUCUUCUGCAGCUUUAUCUGCAGCUGCCCGAGAUGAUAACUCCAGUGCCGGAAAUCCUGCUGAACAGCGAAGGCGUCACUGACAGCAGUACCUGUAAGAUGGACGUUCUCAUACACCGCUUCAUUACACUUCUGGCCGACACCAGUGACUGCAAGGAGAGUCGAAUGUCAGAUGCCAAUAUGGCUUGUCGUAAGCUCGCUGUCGCACAUCCCAUCCUGCUGCUAAGACACUUGACGAUGAUUGCCGUUCUCCUUCACGGCCGCGUGCACCUCAAUUUCCACGAGUUUCGUCAGCAGAACCAUCUCCCCUUCUUCACUCAUGUCUUGGGCAUUCUGGAGCUUCUUCAACCCCAAGUUUUCCACAGUGAAUACCAAGAAGCCUUGUGGGACUGUCUUAUCUCCUUCAUCAAACUUUUACAGAAUUACAGAAAGUACUCCAGGCAGCUGGGCGGCUUCAUCAGUAAGUUUGUCCAGUUCAUCCACAAGUACAUCACGUGUGACGCUCAGGCAGCUGUGUCCUUCCUGCAGAAACAUUCAGACCCCCUACAUGGUUUGUCAUCGGAGAACAAUGACCUUAACACCCUCAAGUCUCUCCUGGCCGGUCUGAGCUUGCCCAGCAGAGGUGGGACUUUAGAAAAAAGUCAAGAUGAAGAGAAAGAAGAUGAACCUGCUGCAGGCUCCCUUCCCUUGGUCAGUGUGUCCAUGUUCACAGCUUUAACUGCAGCCGAGAUGGCCCCUUACCUGAAGAGAAUCUCUCGCAGCCACACAGUGGAAGACAUCCUGCAGGUCCUGAGCGACAUAGAUAAAAUGUCCAUGCGUAGGCCUGAAAUCCUCUCCUUCUUUGCUAGUGAUUUUCAGAGACUUAUGAGCUCCACAGAGGAAUCGUGUCGCAAUCAGGCCUUCGCCCUGGCCUUGCGCGCCAUUCAGUGUAAUCCCAGCAUUGCUGCAGAUUUCCUGCCCACCUUCAUGUACUGUUUGGGCAGCCGGGAUUUUGAAGUCGUCCAGACGGCGCUGCGGAAUCUGCCAGAGUACACGUUGCUCUGCCAGGAGCACGCAGCCAUUCUUCUGCACAGAGCCUUCCUGGUGGGGAUGUACGGACAGAUGGACACCAGCCCUCAGAUUUCUGAAGCUUUGAAGCUCCUGCACAUGGAGGCCAUGGUGUAAAUCCACAACUAGGACUGUUUUCAUAAUGGAAGAGGACAGCGUGACACAAAACAUCUCAUCGUCCUGUAAUUAUUUUUUAUAUUAAAAUGGUUUCGGACUUGA
This is a messenger RNA of Bufo bufo (common toad), 6921 nucleotides long. RefSeq names its product integrator complex subunit 1 (gene INTS1). Gene Ontology annotation, biological process: U2 snRNA 3'-end processing. The transcript is spliced from 49 exons. The coding region runs from base 259 to 6819 and encodes 2186 amino acids. Gene Ontology annotation, cellular component: integrator complex. The record is from RefSeq and is a predicted model, not a curated record. Lineage: Eukaryota; Metazoa; Chordata; Amphibia; Anura; Bufonidae.